Penicillium roqueforti is the source of this 780-nucleotide messenger RNA. RefSeq lists its product as uncharacterized. The transcript is spliced from 2 exons. The coding region runs from base 1 to 780 and encodes 259 amino acids. The record is from RefSeq and is a predicted model, not a curated record. Lineage: Eukaryota; Fungi; Ascomycota; Eurotiomycetes; Eurotiales; Aspergillaceae.
AUGCCUACUAAACGCAAAAACUCACUGGCCGACGACGAUACCAGGCCAGUCAGCAAAAGGACGAAGCCGGGCUUAAGGGCUCACGCUAAACAGCUAAUGGACCUCAUGACUGAAACUGAUAUGGCUUACACAACCGCGGACGAAGACAAGUAUACCCAGAGCCCAGGCGAAGAACCCCCGACUAACUUUGGCAAAGUCCUGACCGCGGCUGAGAUGGCAGAAGCACCACUUUGUAUCCAAAACGAGAUCGACAAAAACGGCGAAUGGGUUCCGCCACCACGCGGUGUGAAGCUGAGUGACGAAGGUGUCUAUCUGGCCGUCAAAAACAUGUCUGCUGUAGAGCGCGGAGAAAGAUUCCCAGUCGACUUCGACAAAAAUGGACACGUCCGAGCUACAUGUAUCCCAGAAGACCCUGCACCACUCGGUUGGGCACACGACCUACCUAUGAUAAUGGUGGCACAAGGAAUAAUCCCACUCGUUGGACAACUGCAUGCCAGAAAGCUGGGCAACCUCACCUUGAAAACCGACGCCAAUAUCAAAAACUCCCCGGCUUUCACGGUCGGCCCAGUGGUCGCAUCGAAAUCCGUUGUUGAAAUGAGCAGAUCGAUCCAGCGCCAAUAUGUGACCCACAAGCCCGACCGGGGGUACAAAAUGGAGUACAACUUGGAUACCGCAGUUGACGUGGUCUCCAAUGACCACCAGGACAUGGCAAUCCUCCUAGGUGACUGUCACACUGGCGCCCAAAGCCGUCUACCUUCCAGCCGACCUUUCAAGUUAUAA